AUGGCACAGUUUGACCCGGCCGGAUUCCUAGCUCCAGUUACCAUCCUGGGUAAAAUGCUGGUGCAAGAUCUGUGGAGAACAAGAUGCCAGUGGGAUGAUCUAUCAUACAAAAAGUGGACGCGGUGGACGAGCAUGUUGGCGAAUGUCCAGGCAUUUAAGUUGUCGCGCAGCUACUUCGGCACUGCGAGGUCCGAUGAAAUCCGGGACGUACAGCUGCAUAUUUUUGCGGACGCGGGUGAGACGGGGUAUGGAUGUGUGGCAUAUUUUCGUGCCAUGGUGCGUGGAGAGGUGAAGUGCACGCUAGUGAUGAGCCGGGCGAAAGUUGCUCCCUUGAAACAAGUGUCAAUUCCGCGCCUGGAGCUUCUGGCGGCGGUACUGAGUGCACGGAUGUCACAUACGGUGCGCGAAAACCACAGCAUAUAA
Messenger RNA from Armigeres subalbatus, 423 nucleotides. RefSeq lists its product as uncharacterized. Bases 1 to 423 code for a protein of 140 amino acids. The record is from RefSeq and is a predicted model, not a curated record. NCBI's taxonomy places the organism in Eukaryota, Metazoa, Arthropoda, Insecta, Diptera, Culicidae. The transcript has a single exon.